This is a messenger RNA of Electrophorus electricus (electric eel), 1836 nucleotides long. The record is from RefSeq and is a predicted model, not a curated record. NCBI's taxonomy places the organism in Eukaryota, Metazoa, Chordata, Actinopteri, Gymnotiformes, Gymnotidae.
AUGAGUGCUAUGGCCUGCACAGUCUACAAUGAACUUUGUAUGGAGGGAAAGCUCUGUGAUGUUGUCCUCAAGAUCAAUGAUGUUGAGAUCAAUGCUCACAAGAUCAUCCUGUGUGGCAGUAGUGACUAUUUCAGGUUGUCAGAAAUUCUUGAGAACACUCUGAGGAUGGCAUUGAUGAUGCCUGACCACAUCAUGAACAAUGUAAAGGACAAUGCUGUAGUGAAAGACAGUGAGGACUGUAAGCCCUUCAUCAUCAAUGCGUUGAGGACCAUGAACGACCUGAACAUGAAUGGACCAUCUAACACCGACUUCAGAAACCCUCUCGCCCACCCACGUCUGCCCUACACAAUCCUAUUGGCCAUAGGUGGCUGGAGUGAUGGUAGUCCCACCAAUGGCGGUGAGGCAUAUGAUGCAAGGGCAGAUCUCUGGGUGAACAUAACACAGGAGGAAGAGAGUCCACGAGCCUAUCAUGUUGCAGCAUAUGUGAAUGGAUUGGUAUACUGUGUGGGAGGAUUUGACAGAAUUGACUACUUCAGCAGUGUAAGAAAAUUUAACCCUGAGACCAGGACCUGGCACCAGGUUGCACCCAUGCACUCUCAGCGGUGCUACAUUAGCGUAGCUGUGCUAAAUGGCUGUAUCUAUGCUAUGGGCGGCUUUGACGGCCAUGUCCGCCUCAACACAGCAGAACGCUAUGACCCGGUGACCAACCAGUGGACGAGGAUCGCACCCAUGCACGAGCGGCGUAGCGAUGCUAGUGCAACCACACUGCACGGCAAGGCUGCGUUCUCUCUACCCCACAUUGUGCAAGUGGUUGACGAGUUAUUCUUUGUUAUCGGUGGAUACAAUGGCUUCAUCACUACCUGUAAUGUGGAGUACUAUGACUGGAAAAUGGAACACUGGUACGAGGCCCAUGACAUGAGCAUCUUGCAGAGCGCGUCGAGCUGCUGCUCGGUGCCUACACUGCCCAACGUGUUGCAGUACGCCGCCCCACGGGACCUCCCACAGGAUGCCCCCCAGAGCCCGUGAGACUGAAACCACCUCUAUCAGCAUCCUGAUGCCACAUGCCACAGCCCUGCAGAACCUCAUUAACAAUCCCUUAAUAAACAUGGACUUAGCAGACAGCAGAGAAUACAGUACCACUUUAUUCUUCAAAAGGAGGCAGUGCAAAGUUGUUGUUAAUAGUGCACUGUCAUGUUUUUUUGACUGUGGCUUUCCAAACCUCAACCAUAGCCACACAAUGGUGAAUAUUUAUAAUCUCCAUCCCUACUUCAUACUUUACAUUCCUAUCUGGAUCCUGCCACAUAUGAACACUGUCAUUUGCAAAGUCACAUGACCAAUGACUGGCUAAUCAUGGGCAUCUGGGAGCUCAUGCAUUAGAGGGAAGUGCAUAGUACAAUGGGGUGCGUGGUUGUACAGUCCUCUGAUGUUGCAGCGAUAACGAUGGCCACUUGAAAUGUGAGGGUGGGGGACCAGACAAUUAGCAAUAUGUCAAGGACUUUCAUAUUUUCAUAUCCAGGAAUAAGUAAACAAAAGCGUCUCUUUUUAAAAAUGCUUUUGUGUACCUUCAGCACGUUUUUAUUCAUUUGCAGCGCUAUAGGUUUUCCCGGCCAACAUAUGAACCAACACUAAAUUCUCUUCAUUGUCACCUUAAUGCAACAUCACUUGGUGAUAACUGUGAUGCAUAUAUGUAUCAUUUGUCACUGGGGUUUUACGGAUCUGCUGAAACCUAAAAUUCAGUAUUUUAAAUCUAACACCCACACUACAGUUCUGAUGCAUCGUGAAACUCACCCUGUAAUCAGUUGGCGGCUGAUAAAAGUGAUUGCUUUGGGAGAGAAA